Molecule: messenger RNA, 954 nt
Organism: Hyla sarda
Lineage: Eukaryota; Metazoa; Chordata; Amphibia; Anura; Hylidae
Gene: MRPS11
Product: mitochondrial ribosomal protein S11
Exons: 7
Coding region: 1-702 (233 amino acids)
Biological process (GO): translation; ribosomal small subunit assembly; maturation of SSU-rRNA from tricistronic rRNA transcript (SSU-rRNA, 5.8S rRNA, LSU-rRNA)
Cellular component (GO): mitochondrial small ribosomal subunit; ribosome
Molecular function (GO): small ribosomal subunit rRNA binding; mRNA 5'-UTR binding; structural constituent of ribosome
Source: RefSeq, a predicted model, not a curated record
AUGAGCUCAGUAACAAUGUUACAGCUUCUGCAGAACCUUGAACGCUCACAAAGAAUGGAUUGUUUGUCACGAUGCAAUACAGGCUGGAGUCUGUCAUUGUUACACAUGAAAAACAGAGAGAAACGUGAUGCUGGACCGGGAGAGAUGAAUCUGGCAAUGCGGCGGGCAGUGCCGGGGCUGGUGCGGCAGUCAUGCGGAGCAUUGAAAUUUUGGGGGGUCCGGCCUCUGUGUGUGAAUGCACAGACAACCCUGAAUUCUACAGGCAAUGCGAUCAGUGACCAAAGCUCAAAGGACGUGGGCCUGUUUCCUCCGAUGCCUGGGGAGCAAACUGCAUUACGGUGGAGUGGACUUAAGUAUGAAGAAGUGCCCAUUGUCCAUAUUAAAGCCACAUAUAACAACACACACAUCCAGGUUACACACCCAGACAAUAAGUUUAUAACACGCACAUCCUGUGGGAUCGAGGGCUUUAGAAAUGCCAAGAAGAGCUCUUCUGUAGCUGCACAGACAGCCGGGAUCUCAGCCGCAACUAAAGCUGUUGAUAAAGGAGUUGUACACGUUAGAGUUGUGGUGAAAGGCAUGGGACCUGGAAGACAGCAUGCCAUCAAAGGGUUAACCAUGGGAGGACUAGAUGUGAUAUCCAUUACAGACAACACCCCCAUACCUCACAAUGGUUGCCGUCCACGCAAAGCACGUAGAUUGUAAACCAGUGCGCAAAACAUUAAAAAUAAUAAACAUACCCUGUAUUGAUUCAAACAGGACAUUCUGUAAAGAAGAAGCAGGUCCUUGGUAUUUUCCUGACAGGCUGCACAAUGUCAUGUGUUCUCUUUUGUGAAGUCAGGAUUUUUUUGCUCUAUGUAUACACAGACAGCUUUUAUGAGGCACUUUCAAGCUAUGGUUAACAGAGAAGAUUAUUUUGCUUUAAAGAUGGCUGUAAUAAAGUGUCAUGAAAAUGUU